CGAGCACAGAUCCUCAGCACCGGUGCCCUGUGACACAGACGUCACCUCACUGGGAUCUGGACGCAGAUGGUGAGUGCAGCUCUAUUAACCUACAGCAAUCAGGGUGGACACGGACACUGGACAUUAGGCGAUCGACCAGCAGUUAUAGUGAAGAAACCAGGAGAUCUGACCAUAAAUACAUCUAGAAGCUCAUCACAUCUCACGUCACCAGCAGGUUUAUGGAUGUCCCUGUCCUCCAGUAACUGCAUAACAUAAUGUCCGUCAACUCCUCAAUCAACAGCACGCACCCUUCAGCCAACGACUCCCGACCAGACCACUCGCAGUUCACCAUCCCCAUCACCAUUUGCCUCCUGACUGUCCUCAUCUGCCUGGUGGGACUGAUCGGCAAUGUGAUCACAAUAUAUCUCUUCUGUUUCCGCAUCAAGCUGAACCAGUCAACAGUGUAUAUCCUGAAUUUGGCUGUGGCGGAUUUCAUCUUCGUGUUUGGCUGCUGCAUGGUGACUUUGUUCUUCCUGUGCUUGUAUAAUGGAGUGCGCACCUCGCCGAGGCAAGACACGGUAUUCUCUGUGUUUGGCGACUUCCUGAACAGCUUUGGAUUUAACUCGAGCCUGUUAUUUCUGGCCACUCUCUCCAUUGAACGUUCUCUCUCUGUUUGCUUUCCCAUGUGGUACAAAUGUCGCCGCCCGGAGCACUUGUCCGCCAUAUUGACUGUAAUUAUAUGGAUUGCGUCAUUCCUAAUAACUGUUCUAGAGAGGUUCCUCAUCCCUCAAUACAGAUCUACUGUUUACAUAGUCAUAUCAAUCCUGUUCCUGAUUGUGACUCUUGCCAUGAUUGGCGCCAGUGCCGUCCUUCUCAUAGAGAUCCGGAAGACCUCCAUACCAUACCGGCCAAUUAAACUGUACAUAGUGGUUGUUGCAGCGGUCACCACCUUCCUCAUCUCUCUGGUUCCAGCCACCAUCGUGAGACUCUUGUUCUUCUUUGCCUUCAUUCCUACAGGGAUGACCAAGAUCCUCAGCUACACGGCUUUUUCUUUGUGUUCUGCCAUCAAUUCGACUGUCAAUCCCUACAUCUAUAUUAUUGUCGGGAGGUGGAAGAAGAGUCUCCCCACAACACAAGCUCUUGAAUCUGUCUUCAAAGAAGAUAGAAAGACCUCUGAGGGAAGUGACCAGGGAGAGACGCAGCACACUGACAUUGAGCACUAGCCAAGCACCUAUGAAUGAAGGCGUCCGUGCCAAAGACUUGUAACCAACAUGUCCUCAAUAUUUUAUCUGCAGAUCAGUAAUUUACAAAGAUAAAGGUCUGAAUUAUCGAGACCGAGGUGUGCUACUCCGAUGCAUGGGGCCUGGCAGGUUAUUUCUGACGAGGCACAGGCCUCCUCGGACUCCAUGCACUAGAAUGAAUCUGCCGCAGAUCGGAGCUGCCAUAGAAUUCACUCACUAUUCCUGUUUCUGGUGUAAAUAAGGAUACAAUAUCUCGGGGCCCUGGGGCCCUCAUUCUGCCAUCGGCACGCCCCCUUUUUGUCAACUUGGUGACAAGUCACAAGUCUGGUGAAUGAUCAAUUUCCUCAAAUUCCGGAGACACACAUGAGAUGGCAAUAAGGAGAACAUCUAACCAAUAAAAUGCUACACAGAAAAGACCACGUCCACUGAAGACUUACUUUCUACAAAAUAU
Molecule: messenger RNA, 1671 nt
Organism: Bufo gargarizans (Asiatic toad)
Lineage: Eukaryota; Metazoa; Chordata; Amphibia; Anura; Bufonidae
Product: mas-related G-protein coupled receptor member H-like
Exons: 2
Coding region: 255-1202 (315 amino acids)
Biological process (GO): G protein-coupled receptor signaling pathway
Cellular component (GO): membrane
Molecular function (GO): G protein-coupled receptor activity
Source: RefSeq, a predicted model, not a curated record